Molecule: messenger RNA, 831 nt
Organism: Melampsora larici-populina 98AG31
Lineage: Eukaryota; Fungi; Basidiomycota; Pucciniomycetes; Pucciniales; Melampsoraceae
Exons: 2
Coding region: 1-831 (276 amino acids)
Source: RefSeq, a predicted model, not a curated record
AUGAAACCUUCAUCAUCCAAGCCAACUAUCACUCGGAAUCAUCGCAGUAACGCCGAGGUCAAGGAAGAUAACACCAAAAUGCUCGAAGAAUUGAAUCUCCCGCCUGAUACCACCAGAAUAACGACUGCACUCACUCGCAGGUCUAAAGCUCAAAAAGCCAAGAACGUACUGGUUUCAACUCAGAAUGUUCCUGUGAUAGCAACUUCUGUACUUCCACCACGAGCUCCAGCAACUUCUGUACUUCCUCCACAAGCUCCAGCAACUUCUGUACCAUCCCAAAACCGAAUGAACUACUCCAAAUUUCGAGCUCAAAAGCAAGACAAAGCUAAAAACCCCCAAUUGGAUGAUACCGACCUCACUUUUCUCAUCGAUCAUAUGAGUGUGCCGGCUAAUCAUGCCAAGUUGAUGGGUUCUGGCCCUAAGACACAGCAACCUGCGAAGCCUCUACCAACUCUGAAUGCAAAUGAAGUUAAAAAGAAACGAACCGUCGACAGUGCACUCAAGCAAAGCAAUUCCAAGCGAUUGAAUUUCUUCAAGGAACAAAUUGACCUUGCAAGUAUCAAGCAGGACAAACGAGCUCAUAUUGCAAGUACUUCAGCAGCAGACGCAUUAGCAUUUGAAAAAGAGAAGUGGGAAACUCAGCAGGUACGCAAAGAUGCAAAGAGUGCGUCUGAGGCAGCUCAACUUUUCAAAAUUUCUCAGGCAACUCGUGAUCACGAAGAUAAGAAAGCACGGCGAGAGGCAAUUGAGCGUUGUUGCAAGGAAAAAAUGCCUAUGGAAGAAAUCAAGGAGUACAUCGAUUUUCUUUUUCCACCUUCUGAAACAGCUUAA